CUUCCCUUGAACCUUGAGAGACUUGGGAUGACAACUGCAGAGAACAAGCAAAUGGGCUUCGAGAUUCCCCAAUUCAACUUUCUGCUCGCUCGCCCAUGCAUGUCCACUUUCCUACUUCCAUCCAUUGUCACUUUUUUCGACUCCAUCAAUGUCUUCUUGACUUUGUUGUUCCCUCUCCUCGGGCAAAACAACCGGUGUCCCCCUGUUUGAUUCCUACCUUGCCUACCUACACUACCUUUUUUUUCCCUUCUCCUCCACGAGUCGGUACCUUGGUGUCCCUGUCGUUGUCUUGCUUUUUUUUCUUUCAUCCCUAGAGGUACCCGACCCUCACUACCACCACCAUCACUUGCAAACCCUCGAGGUCCCCUCCUCCUCCUCCUCCUCUAUACACACGUCUCCCCCCAUUCUUCCUAGUACCUAACCUAGGAGAAUACCAAGGACGACAUCCAUUCGCUUCCAGUCGAGAGCCGAACGAGAGACGAGCGAGUCAAUCCGAGAGCCGAGUCGCAAUUCCUCAACCACCCUCACUACCCUCGGCCAUCAUAUCCUCGACAGAAACCCCCCGUCCGAAUUAAAUUAUAGUCACUCGUUGUCGAUCGCUGCGACUCCCCGUCCACCAGAUUCCAGUCCACCACACCCCCCCCCAUGGGCCACUGCUAGGACUGAUUCGCUGUCGUCCCGUCAUCGUCGGCCUACCUCACUAAGCACGACAGCUACCCCGUGUCAGGUCGACCGUUCGAAUGCGCCCUUCUCCAGCAUCGGAAAACCUGCUUUGACGCACACCACCCGACACUCGCUUGCCACCCCCCUCCAUUCUCGAACGAGUCCAUUCGACGAAAGGGGAGAAUAGGGAUCCUCGAGUCCCUGCAUCUGCACUACUAUCCGGGAUACCCACCGAUUCUGCCUGUCCUCGAACUCGACGACGGCAACAACGCUCGUUGAACCACACGGCCUAACCACAGACCAACACCACGCUCGCUACCUGCCCGUCGUUCAAACUCGACCUCCUCAUACUUGAUGCACCGUCUUUAGUUCGAAACCUACACUUUCGACUCUCGCUGUGACGUUGCGGCCUCUUGGCCGACUCGCCAGAAUCCGACCUUCAUACUCGGAUCCAUACCCGCCGACUUAGGAAACUUCUCUCGGCUUUCUCGACUCCUUACGGAACAAACAUCCAAUGGGUUCCGACACGGCCGACACAGAAUCCAUCAUGUCGUCCACACCACGCCGUCCAGCGCAGCUCGACAUACGGUCCAAGUCAGCAAUGUCCGUCUCAAGGCCACUGCGAUCCCCUCGACUUCAUGUCGCCGGCGAGGCGCCCCCAGAGCUCUCCCCUCUGGAUGCUUUUGCCAUGCAAAGCCGGCUGCUUGCCAAACAACUUGAAGAGAGCGCAAGGCAGGGCCGGCGCUUGAGCCGUUUGCCGCCUCUGACUACCGAUAGCCCGUUAAUUGUACAAGGCCGUUCCGAAUACUUUCGCUCCCUAUCCCAAGACUCUGGAAGCGAUGAGGCUUACACACCGCAGCACAACGUCGGCCUGGGCCUGAGGCACGAGGUGGACGAGGACGUGAACAACCGACCCAAGUCGAUGCACCCGCGCAUGAGCCGCAUCCCACCCACCCCCAUCGAGUCGUCCGUUCCGAUGCCCGCUCGACCGAACCUCGAUGCCGAAAGCGUAGAAGGAGAGAUCUCUUUCGGAAUCGGAGCCCGUAGGGAGGAAUCGCCCCAGCCCCUCGACCGCAGCCCCGAUAUUGAGCGACGAUCGGCUUCGGCCAUGGGAACCCGAGAGAGCAUGGCGCGCUCACCACCCCCGGCACCGACUUUGACUCGGGCUAUGACUUCGCCGGAGCAGGUACAGGGUGGCCUGCUGCCACCUCGCCCUUUGUUUCCCAAGCGAUCUUCGAGCAUGAUGUCUUCGCCCCUGGAACCGACUGACGAGGAUGGGCUUGGUUCGUUGGGAACAUCGUUUCACUCUCAGGUCUCUCAGGGUUCCCGCAAGAUGUCCACCAGCAGCAGCAUCCUGUCUCCUAUGGGCCGCAGUCAACGGUCGCCCUCAAUCGCAUCGGACAUGUCCGGACUGCAAAAACCAUCCAUGAACUUUUCCAUGCCCAUGAGUAGGGCAGAAACCCCCUCCUUCGAGUUCCCAGCUCGCCAGCCGUCUUCUGACAGCCAUGCGUCGUUUGUCUUGGUUGAUAAUGAGGCGCAUACCCCGGUCAGCAUGAACGGCGAUGGUUUCCCUGACCCCGACGGUAACCACUCCUUCCACAAUGUGCAGUUCACAUUGCCACGAGGAAAGUCGGUUCGGCGGGCGGAAGACGAGAGGCCCGAGUUUGGUACGCCCCUUAGGCAGGUCACUACCAACGAGCAACCUCCGUUGCCUAGCUCAAAUGAGCUUCUCCCCCGUGCUCACGUAUCCGGACAGCUUCCUCCAUCGCCAUCGAGCUCAGUAGGACCUCGCCUAUCCGAGGACCGCCUCAGGCAGAUACCAUCCGAGCAAAGCAAGGUAAGCCUCGAGGUCCCAAGGUCAGCUUCAACACGGCAACCGUCGCCAGAAGCCAUUGGUCGCCUUUCAACAGACAGUGCCCUCGAGCGCGCCCGUCCGUCUACGUCUCCAACUCCCGACAGCAAUCAAAACAAGACGGCCACCCCCACGGCCACCUCAACGUCGACGGCAGCACCCUCCAUCGCCGCUACGCACGACACAGCAGCUACCCUCACAGCUACACGCUCUCUAGGCCAAGCCACCGGCCAUCAGACCAUGGCCGAAAUGACCGCCGAAGAGCACGUCUCCAAAGCCGUGGCCCUGCACGAAAAGGGUGCACUGCAAGAAUCUACGUGGCAUCUCCGUCACGCAGCAAAACAAGGCCAUCCUACGGGUAUGCUGCUUUACGCCCUCGCCUGCCGACACGGAUGGGGUAUGAGACCAAACCAGCGCGAGGGAGUAGAAUGGCUCAGAAAGGCCGCGGCAAGUGUCAAUUUGGAAUUACAGCAAGAUGACGACAAGACAAAGGAAGGAAAAUCGGUGGAUAAGGUGGAGCACAAGGCGAGAAAGGCGCAGUUUGCGUUGGCGCUUUACGAGUUGGGUGUGUCUCAUAUGAAUGGGUGGGGAAUUGAGCAGGACAAGGUUUUGGCGUUGAGGUGUUUUGAAAUUGCCGGGUCUUGGGGCGACGUGGACGCUCUAGCGGAAGCUGGGUUCUGCUAUGCCCAGGGUAUCGGGUGCAAGAAGAACUUGAAGAAGAGUGCCAAGUAUUACCGAGAGGCGGAGGCCAAGGGAAUGAGUAUGGUUGGAAACAGCUGGAUUCACAAACCAAAAUACGCCGAUGAUCCGAAAGACGGGAAAGACUCGAAACACUCACGCAACAAGUCCAAGUCUAGGAAAACACUGUUUGGGUGGAACCAUUCUUGAGUGAUCUAACAGCGCGACGGUUUCCAGUUAUCUUCGUCUAUACCCGGCACUUUAUUCUUGGUUAGGUUCUCUUCGCCAUCUGGCCCGGCAGGGCAUUCAUUUGUCGACUUCCAACACUCAAUCUUGGAAUCUUUCCUCAACUGACGAUAACGACAAUGCAUCUCAAUCCCAUCUAACACAAAAGCAAGCACCAAAUACCCAUUCCAAAUACCCACAACCCGUUUAUACAUACAUCCCCCCCUCCUCUAUACAGCAUACAAAAAUUCCCAUCCGGUUGGGCCAUCGUUUUGAGAGUCUUCGGAAAAGGAGUUACAAGGCGCUGGGUGCAUGGCUACAGGGCGUUGUUAUUGUUCCUGCUGUUUAGUGCUUCCGCCGUGAUUUUGUACGGCGGACAGCUCGAUUUCUCUGUGCAUUUACAUUUACAAAUUCUUUCCAAAAACUCUGUACGUUAUGAGCAACAUUCGCUUUUUUCCCUGCUUGUCCUUUCCUCCUAUUGAGUGUUUUUUUCCUUUCCCCUCUGUUUUUCCAUUCGUGUUUUUAUACCUUCGCUUUUUCCUUUCUUCCCUUUUUUUUUUUUUUUUUUUUUUUUU
Neurospora crassa OR74A is the source of this 3993-nucleotide messenger RNA. Its product is annotated as cell cycle inhibitor Nif1. The coding region runs from base 1178 to 3403 and encodes 741 amino acids. Lineage: Eukaryota; Fungi; Ascomycota; Sordariomycetes; Sordariales; Sordariaceae. Gene Ontology annotation, molecular function: protein binding. The transcript has 3 exons. The record is from RefSeq and is a predicted model, not a curated record.